This is a messenger RNA of Neopelma chrysocephalum (saffron-crested tyrant-manakin), 972 nucleotides long. It is a transcript of the gene PRODH2, whose product is annotated as proline dehydrogenase 2. The record is from RefSeq and is a predicted model, not a curated record. Gene Ontology annotation, cellular component: mitochondrion. The annotation marks the transcript as partial. Lineage: Eukaryota; Metazoa; Chordata; Aves; Passeriformes; Pipridae. The transcript has 7 exons. Gene Ontology annotation, molecular function: FAD binding; proline dehydrogenase activity.
GGUGUCCGUGUUCCCGUGUGGGGCAGGGAGAGCUGGUUCGAGGCGAACCAUGGGGCGGCCCUGCAAUGUGUGGGGCUGGCGGCGGGGGCGGGGCCCGAGCCCGCGCUGCAGCUCAGGGUGACGGCGCUGCUCAGCCACCGGCUCUGCGAGAAGCUCUCGCAGCGAUUGGCCGAGCCGGGGGGGGCGGGGCUGAGCCCGGACAAGAUGGCGGCCGUGAUGGGCGGGCAGAUCCCGAAUUUCCCGGGGCUGAGCCCCCCCGAGAACCAGCACCUGGGCGGGGCCCUGCGGAGGAUCGAUGACAUCACCAAGGCCGCGGUGUCGGGCGGGAUCCGGGUGCUGGUGGACGCGGAACAGUCUCACCUGAACCCGGCGCUCACCUGCGUCACCCUGGGGCUCAUGUGGCGCCACAACCGCCAGGGGGCGCUGCCCUGGGUCUGGAACACCUACCAGGCCUACCUGCAGGACGCGGAGCAGCGUCUCCGGGCUGACUCCGCCCUCUGCGCCGGGCUGGGCGUGGCCUUCGGGGUGAAGUUGGUGCGCGGGGCUUACCUGGAGUACGAGAGGGCCCGAGCGGCCGCCGGGGGGCGCCAACCCCCCACCUGGGGCUCACCUGAGCUCACCUCGGACAGUUACCGUCGGUGCCUGGAUUUGUUCCUCCCCCAGUUGUCCCUCCCCGGGUCCCGUUUCGGCCUCGUCGUGGCCUCUCACAACGAGUCCUCGGUGCUCCACGCCGCCCACAGGAUUGAGGAGCUUUCCCUCCCCCGCUCCGGAGGCUCCGUUUGCUUCGCGCAGCUCCUGGGGAUGGGAGAGCACAUUUCAUUGGCUCUGGGUAACCAGGAAUGACCCCAAUGACCCCUGAGUGACCCCUGAGUGACCCCUGAGUGACCCUGAGUGACCAACCCCAAAUUAUCCCUGAGUGACCCCUGAGUGACCCCUGAGUGACCCCUGAGUGACCCCUCAGCUCCUGGGGAU